Messenger RNA from Brassica napus (rape), 842 nucleotides. Its product is annotated as PRA1 family protein F2-like. Gene Ontology annotation, biological process: vesicle-mediated transport. The record is from RefSeq and is a predicted model, not a curated record. Gene Ontology annotation, cellular component: endoplasmic reticulum; Golgi apparatus. The transcript has a single exon. NCBI's taxonomy places the organism in Eukaryota, Viridiplantae, Streptophyta, Magnoliopsida, Brassicales, Brassicaceae. Bases 84 to 647 code for a protein of 187 amino acids.
AUUUAUUUAUUGAUAAAAACAAACAAAUCUCUUCAACCUCUCUCUCUCUCUCUCUCUCUCCCCCCAACGCCGCGUGAAACGAAAUGACGAACUACGGCUCGAUCCCGACGUCGUCUCACCCAUCUCCCCCCAUCGAUCUCGAGUACAUCUCACGCGCAAAACACCGCAUCAAAUCAGGUCUCGCCACGCGCCGCCCAUGGAAAACGAUGUUCGAUCUCCAAUCCACGAACCUCCCACACGGCUUCUUCGACGCGAUCUCGAGGAUCAAGACGAACCUCGUCUACUUCCGAGCCAACUACGCCGUCGUCGUCCUCCUCGUCCUCUUCCUGAGCCUCGUCUACCACCCGACCUCGCUCCUCGUCUUGGCCGUCCUGGUCGUCUUCUGGAUCUUCCUCUACUUCCUCCGCGACGAGCCUCUCGUGGUCUUCCGUCACCAGAUCGAUGAUCGGACGGUCAUGAUCUGCUUAUCGGUUUUGACGAUCGUGAUGCUUUUGUUCACGCACGCGACGGCGAAUGUUCUCGGGGCGGUGGCGACGGCUGUGGUGUUGGUUUUGGUACACGCGGCGGUUAGGAGGAGUGAUAAUUUGUAUCUUGAUGAGGAAGCUGCGGCCGCGUCGGAAGCUUCAGGGCUGACGUCAUAUCCAUAAAUAAAAACCAAUUUGUUAUUUUUUUUUUGUUUUGUUUAUGUUACUGUGUUUGAUUGAGGGACUUUGAAAACGUUCGUUUCUACUCUGUUCAAUUGUGUACAAUUUGUUCUAAUUUGUUUACUUCUCAUUCUCAAUGAUAAUCAUGAAGCAAGUGUAACGUUUCGAUUUUUAGUUAAGUGAUAUGUUAUGUAGAGA